UCAGAUUUUCCAUUUCCUAUUUGGAUUUCAUUUGGAAAGGUGUCAUACUAGAGACAGAUCGCAGGCAAAUAUUUAUUACAAAAAUGUCGUCGCCAACAGAGAGUCAAAUGAAAGAGCUCAAGGAGGCAUUUGGUCUAUAUGACAGGGAUAAUGAUGGCCUCAUCUCUACAGAUAUACUUGGAGAGGUCAUGAGGUCAUUAGGUUCAUGUCCAACGGAAGCGGAAGUGGAGGAGUCAAUCAACAUGGAAGACCCUCAUGGUAAAGGCAAACUGGACUUCAGUACAUUUUCUCGAAUCAUGGCCCAUCAUAUCAGCCAAUCACAGGUAGAUGCUGAAGAAUUUAGAGAUGCAUUCAGAAUAUUUGAUAAAGAUGACACAGGAACACUUAGCGCAGCUGAAUUACGUCAUGUAAUGACAACUCUUGGUGAGAAAUUAACAGAUGCUGAAGUUGAUGAGAUGAUACGAGAAGCUGACGUUGGGAGCGAUGGAAGGAUUAAUUAUGAAGAAUUUGUACAAAUGAUGGCUCAGACGCAUUAACAGAUUAAGAAAACGCAUUAUAGCCUACACAGUGCGUAUAAAAAGUUUACACUUUAAAACAUUCUUAUGAUACAUUUGUAAUAUUCUGAACCUUUUCCACAUGCACAUAAUCAUUGCAGGUCUAUUGACUAUCGACAAAUCUUUCGCAUGAGUGAGCAACAUUUUUUUUUUAUAAGUUCGUGAAAAAUGAUUUGCGAAAAACUUGGAAAUAUAAUGAUUUUAAGCAGACUUAAAUCAUGAAAAGCGUCAAUGCACCCCCCCCCCUACACACACACACACCCACACACACACGCACCUAGAUCAUCGUGAUGAUUUACAUGUAGCAGUGUUUCUCAUGAAAUCGGCUUUGGCACGGAGUUCCUCUUCACUGUCAUGCCUGAGAAAAGUGUGAAGAAACAAGUAUUAAGCAAAAAAAAAUACAAGUCCCCUUAGAUGACAAAAUCUUGACAAAAAUGCUGGAGAUGUCUGAAAUAAACUUAUAUUGACAUUGAUUUGCUUCAUGUCUGAUGUCGUCAGAGCCAGCUGGCCCUAUAGGGUUGAAAUAUUAAUUUGAGUGGCAAAAAUGUUACAAAAUGUUAAAAUAAAUUACCAAAACGGAUAGUGCUCACUAAAGUGUUACAUCCUGUCAAAAUUUUACUUUCAUUUGAUAGAACCAAAAAUAUGUGUGAAAGAAAUAUCCCCAUGUUGUAUAUUUUUCAAUUCCCAGGACUUUUUCCCGUGUAAACUUUUUUAUUGAUACGCACUGUAUAGUCAUUCAAGAUGUGGAUUAUUAUACAUAAAAGGGUAAACUAUAUACUAUUCAAGUCAUGUAUGCCUAUUAAAACAGUAUAUUUUACCGCAAUAUGAACUUGUGCAUCUAUGGCUUACCACACUCAAAGUAAAAUUGAUUUAUUUUGUUAGUGUCUACUAAGUGUAUAUAAAAUGGAAGUGGACUUAAACCUACACUUCAUUAAAUUUACUUCUCUAUGUUUUCGAAUAUUGUUGUUGUGUGGGAUUUUCAUAAUGUAUUGUCUUUCGUUUAGUCUAUGAAAUGUAAAAUCAUCUUUUAAAGGAACUCUCUCACGUUAGAGCCCCAGAAUCCUUCAAAUUGUAUGGGUAUCGCUCCUUCAAAUUCCUGCGAAACUAGUUAAUCAUCUCCGUGAGUCGAGGGACGGAAAUUUUUUUUAAAAAUAGGUUUACGGUUUGGGCAUAUUGAUCAUGUUAAUUAUGCAUGUAGGUACUAUUAUUCAAUAAUGUUAUUUUCACUGUGCAUGACAUUAGAUGGAAUUUGUAUUCUUUUAUUCGUAAGAAGACGAGAAAUAAUGGCCAAUAUUUCCAAUCAAGUCGUCAUAUCGCCCUCUGUUGACGUGACUAGAUGUAGUUCGUCCUCACUGUAAUCUGGCACGUUGAUCGACAUCAUUUUCCACCAACAUACAUUUCAUUAGCCCUUCUGUAAUAAAAGGUAUUAUUUCUACUGAUUUUCAAAGACUGGAAAUAAAUAUCGCAUCAUUUCUGUUUGCGAAGGCUCGUUUAUUUUGUAAAAAAAAAUCAAUUUGAAAAACACAUAACAUUCGAUUGUCAUUUGUAGAACAUACCCAAAGUAGAAAUUCAUGCUUGUUUCCGAAAUAUAUUCAUAUAAUAAGAGCUCACUUGCAAAAGGGGUUAGGUCCAUUUUUCAUCAAAUUUGAUUUUUUUUUUUGUCUCAAUGUAUAUAUUUUUAGUAGCUCUAUAAGAUGAUAACAAAGAAAAAUCACUUUUUUUCAAAAGGGGUUAGGUCCAUUUCAGUUUGGUUGCAAAAGGGGUUAGGUCCACACAUAAUUGUUUUUGGAAAAUAAUAAUUUAAAAAUAUGAAGACAGGUAGAUUUCUUUUAUACCAAAUUUAUGUUCUCAUGGUUGGGUAACAUGAAAAUUUAGUUUCGCAUAAGAAUAUUGCAAUAUGGGAGAAU
Messenger RNA from Lytechinus pictus (painted urchin), 2461 nucleotides. RefSeq names its product calmodulin-like. The coding region runs from base 84 to 536 and encodes 150 amino acids. The record is from RefSeq and is a predicted model, not a curated record. The transcript has 6 exons. Gene Ontology annotation, cellular component: myosin II complex. Gene Ontology annotation, molecular function: calcium ion binding. NCBI's taxonomy places the organism in Eukaryota, Metazoa, Echinodermata, Echinoidea, Temnopleuroida, Toxopneustidae.